GAACGAACGAGCACGUCGGGGGAUCUGCACUCCCUUUUCUCGCCUGUUUCUAGCCCUCGCUCUCAACUCAGUACCUUUCAAUCUCCGUGUGUGUGCGACAACAAUUCACGAAAACUUUGUCAAGACUAUAUUAUUGCAAUAAAACUUCAUACAAAAACAAGCAAGUUUCGAAAUCCGGCGAGAAAAACUUGUGCAAAAGUUGCAAACUCACGUAAGGCACCUUCAUCCUCAUCGUCUGUGCAGUCAAUGGCGCCCUCCGGCGGUUCAGCGGCGAGUCAAAGUGGUUCCGCCUCAACUGGAGGACCACCUAGCACUGGACCUGUGGGAGGAUCAACCGGUGGCUCUUCCGGUGACUUAUCGCUGAAUCUACGCGGUGGCUCCAAAACAACAAGCGCACCUAGCUCACCGGCAAAAUCACGCGAAUCACUCCUUCAGCGUGUGCAGUCAUUGACAGGUCAAGCACGUGAUCAAGGAGCAUCAAUUCUCGGCUCGGCGGUGUCAAGCGCCAGUCGUAUUACUUCAUCGGUUACUUCCGGUCGCCAUCUCACGCUACUCGUCAUCGACGAUCAAAACACCGAUUGGUCAAAGUACUAUCGCGGAAAGAAGAUCGGAGAUUAUGAUGUACGCGUUGAACAGGCAGAGUUUAAAGAGAUUAACGUCACUGCGAAUGCAGAUGGCGCUACUGUUUCCAUGGCGGUUUACAGAGGCGGUACCAGGGUGGGGCGAUCAUUUAGACCUGACUUUUUAUUGGUAAGUUAA
Molecule: messenger RNA, 759 nt
Organism: Dalotia coriaria
Lineage: Eukaryota; Metazoa; Arthropoda; Insecta; Coleoptera; Staphylinidae
Product: synapsin-like
Exons: 2
Coding region: 247-759 (170 amino acids)
Biological process (GO): neurotransmitter secretion
Cellular component (GO): synaptic vesicle membrane; synaptic vesicle
Source: RefSeq, a predicted model, not a curated record